GCAUUCCUCAGCUGCAGACGACUUCGUCCGCGUGCUCUCUUAGCUUUAUACCCCUCGCUUGAACUGCAGAGCCUUUACGAAUACAACUACUCCCUCGCCAUACACACCGCCAUACCCCCUCGUACACAACUCAGCAUGGCUUCAGAGACGUUCGAGUUUCAGGCCGAGAUCUCUCAGCUUCUUGGCCUCAUCAUCAACACUGUCUACUCCAACAAAGAGAUCUUCCUACGGGAAAUCAUCUCCAACGCUUCCGAUGCGCUCGACAAGAUUCGAUAUGAGUCCCUGUCAGAUCCAAGCAAGCUCGACACGGGCAAGGACCUCCGCAUCGACAUCAUCCCCGACAAGGAGGCGAAGACUCUGACGAUCCGUGACACCGGUAUCGGCAUGACAAAGGCGGAUCUCAUCAACAACCUUGGCACCAUUGCCCGCUCGGGCACGAAGCAAUUCAUGGAGGCUCUAUCCGCUGGUGCGGACAUCUCCAUGAUCGGACAAUUCGGUGUUGGCUUCUACUCUGCCUACCUCGUUGCCGACCGUGUUACCGUCGUCUCGAAGAACAACGACGACGAGCAGUACAUCUGGGAGUCGAGCGCUGGCGGUACCUUUAAGAUCAUCGAGGAUACUGAGGGUGAGCAACUUGGCCGAGGCACCAAGAUCAUUCUGCACCUCAAGGAUGAGCAGAUGGACUAUCUGAACGAGAGCAAGAUCAAGGAGGUUGUGAAGAAGCACUCCGAGUUCAUCUCCUAUCCCAUCUAUCUCCACGUCCGCAAGGAGACUGAGAAGGAGGUGGAGGAAGAAGAGGCUGAGACUACCGAGGAGGGUGAGGAGAAGAAACCCAAGGUAGAGGAGGUUGAUGAUGAGGAGGAAGAGAAGAAGAAAAAGACCAAGAAGGUCAAGGAGACCAAGAUUGAGGAGGAGGAGUUGAACAAGACCAAGCCGAUCUGGACCCGGAAUCCUCAAGACAUCAGCCAGGAGGAGUAUGCCGCAUUCUACAAGUCUCUGUCGAAUGACUGGGAAGAUCAUCUUGCCGUCAAGCACUUCUCCGUUGAGGGUCAGCUGGAGUUCCGUGCCAUCCUCUUCGUUCCCAAGCGCGCGCCUUUCGACUUGUUUGAGAGCAAGAAGACCAAGAACAACAUCAAGCUUUACGUCCGCCGUGUCUUCAUCACCGACGAUGCCACCGAUCUCAUUCCCGAGUGGCUCGGCUUCAUUAAGGGCGUAGUCGACUCCGAGGAUCUUCCUCUCAACCUGUCCCGUGAAACUCUCCAGCAGAACAAGAUCAUGAAGGUCAUCCGCAAGAAUAUCGUCAAGAAGACCCUCGAGCUUUUCAAUGAGAUUGCUGAGGAUCGCGAGCAGUUCGACAAGUUCUACACUGCCUUCAGCAAGAACAUCAAGCUUGGUAUCCACGAAGACUCUCAAAACCGUCAGGCUUUGGCCAAGCUCCUGCGGUUCAACUCGACCAAGUCAGGCGACGAGACCACUUCGCUCACUGACUACGUCACCCGCAUGCCCGAGCACCAGAAGCAGAUGUACUACAUCACCGGCGAGUCUCUCAAGGCCGUUCAGAAGUCUCCUUUCCUGGAUGCUUUGAAGGACAAGGGCUUCGAGGUUCUCUUCCUUGUCGACCCCAUUGACGAGUAUGCCAUGACGCAGCUGAAGGAGUUUGAUGGCAAGAAGCUCGUUGACAUCACCAAGGAUUUCGAGCUUGAGGAGUCGGAGGAGGAGAAGAAGAAGCGCGAGGAGGAGGAGAAGGAGUUUGAGGGCCUUGCCAAGAGCCUCAAGAACGUCCUGGGUGAUCGGGUGGAGAAGGUCGUCGUCAGCCACAAGCUUACUGGCUCACCAUGUGCUAUUCGCACCGGCCAGUUCGGUUGGUCCGCCAACAUGGAGCGCAUCAUGAAAGCUCAAGCCCUCCGCGACACCUCCAUGAGCUCGUACAUGUCUUCCAAGAAGACUUUCGAGAUCUCGCCGAAGUCGCCCAUCAUCAAGGAGCUCAAGCGCAAGGUUGAGGCCGAUGGCGAGGACGACCGCACUGUCAAGUCCAUCACUCUUCUGCUCUUCGAGACCUCUCUUCUCGUAUCCGGCUUCACCAUUGACGAGCCCGUGCAGUAUGCGGAGCGCAUCCACAAGCUCGUCUCGCUGGGUUUGAACGUGGACGAAGAGGUCGAGACUCAGCAGGAGGCCAAGGCCGAGGAGACACCUGCUGCCGCUGAGACUGGCGAGAGCGCCAUGGAGGAAGUGGAUUAGAUGGCUCUCUACGACUUGGCGGCGCUCUGGUCUCGCUCUCAUGUGUCAUGUCAUUUUCCUUUUUGCCUUGGUCCUUGUGUGACGGGUUUCUCAUGGCCGGCGUCUAAAAGAGUGGUGAUGGGGUGAAUGAUUCCAUGGAUCCCAAAGGGGCAUGCAUGUACUUUCUGUGGAUAUGACACUGGGCUUGAGUUAUUCAGUAUGAAGUAAUGCAUUUUUGACUUCACAUCAAUGUUCUCGAUUUGUUGGUUGUGGUGAGACUAUAUGUAAAGUGUGAAUAAAUCGCUUAUACAAUUUUGAG
Messenger RNA from Westerdykella ornata, 2536 nucleotides. Its product is annotated as heat shock protein 90. Gene Ontology annotation, cellular component: perinuclear region of cytoplasm; plasma membrane; protein-containing complex. Gene Ontology annotation, molecular function: ATP-dependent protein folding chaperone; ATP hydrolysis activity; ATP binding. Bases 136 to 2238 code for a protein of 700 amino acids. NCBI's taxonomy places the organism in Eukaryota, Fungi, Ascomycota, Dothideomycetes, Pleosporales, Sporormiaceae. The record is from RefSeq and is a predicted model, not a curated record. The transcript has 2 exons. Gene Ontology annotation, biological process: protein folding; protein stabilization; cellular response to heat.